Messenger RNA from Erinaceus europaeus (western European hedgehog), 1953 nucleotides. It is a transcript of the gene EPOR, whose product is annotated as erythropoietin receptor. Gene Ontology annotation, cellular component: external side of plasma membrane; membrane. Gene Ontology annotation, molecular function: erythropoietin receptor activity; protein binding. Bases 127 to 1647 code for a protein of 506 amino acids. The transcript has 8 exons. Gene Ontology annotation, biological process: positive regulation of cell population proliferation; cytokine-mediated signaling pathway; hemopoiesis. The record is from RefSeq and is a predicted model, not a curated record. Lineage: Eukaryota; Metazoa; Chordata; Mammalia; Eulipotyphla; Erinaceidae.
GCCUGUUGGUUCCCGGCGGCCGGGAAAGGCCCCGGUCAGCUGCGUCCGGCGGGCGAGUCAGCUGCUGCCCCGCCAGCUGCGCGGCGGGGAGAGUGGGGGGCGCCGCCCUGGGUCCCCCCAGCUGCCAUGGGCCCCCUGGGCGCGCCCCUCCGGCCCGGGCUGGGCUCCCUCUGCCUCCUGCUCGCGGGGGCCGCCUGGGCGCCCCCACCUGCUGCUCCGGACCCCAAGUUUGAGAGCAAAGCGGCUCUGCUGGCGGCCCGCGGGCCGGGGGGGCUGCAUUGCUUCUCGGAGAGGCUGGAGGACCUGGUGUGCUUCUGGGAGGAGGAGGCGGCCUUCCAGGCGGCCCCCGACAGCUUCACCUUCGCCUACCAGCUCGAGGGCGAGCCCUGGAAGCUGUGCCCGCUGCACCGGGCGCCCACGGCCCGCGGCUCCCUGCGCUUCUGGUGCUCGCUGCCCACGGCCGACACGUCAAGCUUCGUGCCCCUGGAGCUGCGGGUCACGGCGGCCGAGUCCGGGGCGCUGCUGCACCGCCUGCUCAUCCAGGUCAACGAAGUGGUGCUCCUGGACCCUCCCGCGGGGCUGCUGGCUCGCCGGGCCGAGGACACCGCCAACGUGGUUCUGCGCUGGCUCCCGCCGCCCGGGGCCCCCAUGACCAGCCUCAUCCGCUACGAGGUCAACAUCUCCGCCCAGGGUGCGGGCGGCACCCGGAGGGUGGAGAUCCUGGAGGGCCGCACCGAGUGUCAGCUGAGCAACCUGCGGGGCGGGACCCGUUACUCCUUCGCCGUGCGCGCCCGCAUGUCCGAGCCCAGCUUCAGCGGCUUCUGGAGCGCCUGGUCCGAGCCCGCGGAGCUGAUGACGGCCAGCGACCUGGACCCCCUGAUCCUGACGCUGUCUCUCAUCCUGGUGCUCAUUCUGCUGCUGCUGGUCGUGCUCACGCUGCUCUCCCACCGCCAGGCCCUGAAGCAGAUCUGGCCGGGGAUCCCCAGCCCCGAGAGCGAAUUCGAGGGUCUGUUCACCACGCACAAGGGGGACUUCCAGCUCUGGCUGCACGAGGACGCCUGUCUGUGGUGGGGGCCCAGCACCCCGUUCUCCGAGGAGACGCCGGCACCGCUGGAGGUGUUGUCCGAGAGGUGCUGGGAGGCGGCGCCCGUCGGGGAGCCCGGCGCCCAGGACGGGGGUCCCCUGCUGGCCGAGGGGGCCGGGCCGCCCCAGGACCCCUACCUGGUGCUGGACAAGUGGCUCCGGCCCCGCAGUCCGGACAGGGAGGCCCUGCCCGGCGGGACAGACGCAGCGGCCUCCGACAAGGACUCAGAAGCCUCUUCCAUCUGCGGGGAGCUCGGACCUCGGGCCGUCUCAUCCCCCGGCCCCUCGGCGCCCUCGGGCGCCAGCUUCGAGUACACAGUCCUGGAGCCCGGCUCGCAGCUCCUGCAGCCCCGGGGGGGCUCCCCCCAGCCACCCUCCACACCACCCCACCUCAAGUACUUGUAUUUGGUGGUGUCUGACUCGGGGAUCUCCACCAGUUACAGCUCUGAGGGGUCCCAGGGGCCACAGGAGGGGGCGCCCGCCAGGCCCUAUGCCCACCCCUAUGAGAACAGCCUGGAGCUGGGCCCCCGAGCUGCGGCCCCCAGCUAUGUGGUCUGCUCCUAGGGCACCAUGUUCAAGACUGGGCCCGACAGGACCAUGGGGCACAAGGCUUUGUGGGAAGGGACGCGGGGCCAGGGGGUCUCGGGGAGCCCCAAGGAGGUGGGGCAGGACUGUGGGGGUCUCUCCUCUCUCAGCACCAUGCACAGCACCCAGGGAGCCCCAUGGAGGGUGGGCAGGGCUGUGGGGUCUCUCCUCUCUCAGCACCAGGCACAGCACCCAGGGAGCCCCGUGGAGGGUGGGCAGGACUGUGGGGUCUCUCCUCUCUCAGCACCAGGCACAGCACCCAGGGAGCCCCAUGGAGGGUGGGCA